Molecule: messenger RNA, 1393 nt
Organism: Mauremys reevesii (Reeves's turtle)
Lineage: Eukaryota; Metazoa; Chordata; Testudines; Geoemydidae
Product: C-type lectin domain family 2 member D-like
Exons: 5
Coding region: 368-1057 (229 amino acids)
Source: RefSeq, a predicted model, not a curated record
UCAGAUACCGAUAAAACAGAGGACUCUGGUGAAAAGAAACAGAACAAGGAUGCUGUACAAACUGGAAUCAACGUGCUUAGACCUUGCUACGGGCUUGUUGACCAGGGGGAUAGAGUGCCAAGAAUAACUUUGAAACAGCUCAUUCGAACACAGCUCAGACACAGCCUGGCUGGUUGAGGGUCUAGAAAAAAAACUUGUGCUCAAAUUGUAAUUGCAACAUGUUUUCUCUAGUGACCCUGCAUAGCCAAACUGCAGCUGAGUUGCAAUCAAGUGAGCUGCUUUGAAAUUCUUUAUGAAUGGCUCUGCUAGCACUACUCAGACAGGACCAUAGGUAAAGCGAAUUCCUGAAAAACGUAUUUAAAGCAACAUGCCCCUUUUGGAGACCACAAGUCUUGCAGAGCAAGAGAAGAUGGGUCAUGGAUUGUGUCCUGUUGAGAAGAUGAAGCCAGAUCCACUCCUGAAUUCCCGGGAAGCCCAAGUGAAACGCAAUGGAGAGACUCAUGUAGAUCUCACUGCAAAGAGACGCAAAAGUUCUCCUAUAGGCUGUCUGUCAAGUGUCAAGUCAUGGGCACGUCCUUUCACAAUUCUGAGUGUGGUUCUCAAUAUUGUUCUCAUCAGUGUCCUUAUUGCAUGGUCAGUGAGAAAAUCUGAACUGUGUCUGGCUGAUCCUAAAUCCCCAGAGGCCUUCUGCCUGGAUGGCUGGGUUGGUUACCAAGGGAAAUGCUAUUACUUCUCCGAGAUGGAAGGGAACUGGACCUACAGCCAGAGCCACUGCACCUCCCUCGGUGCCUCCCUGGCUGGGAUCGACAGUGAGCAGGAAAAGGUUUUCAUGAUACGGUACAAAGGGAUCCCUGACCACUGGAUCAGCUUCUGGAGGGAACCUAGUGGGACCUGGAAAUGGGCCAAUGGCACCGACCUCAACAAUGGGUUUGAAAUACGAGGCGGAGGGGAAUGUGCUUAUCUGAACAAAGUCGGAAUUGGAAGUUCCAGAUGUUCCACACAGAGGAAUUGGAUUUGCAGCAGACCACAAGUCAGUGCCCAGAUAUUCAGCUUGUAGCACAAACAUCCAGGUCUACAAGACUAUUUGUUUCUAUGCUCCUCUAUGGAUAUGAAACCUGGGUGACCUAUUGACAGCACCUCAAGAGUCUGGAGAGGUACCACCAACAAUGCUGCUGGAAGAUCCUUUGCAUCAAGUGGGAAGAUCGCUGCACUAACGCCAGCAUCCUCACUGAAGCCAAAAUCAUCAGCAUGGAAGCAAUGAUUCUCAUGCACCAACUCUGCUGUGCUGGACAUUGUGUGCAGAUGCCAGACUCGUGCCUCCCGAAACAAGUCCUCUACUCUCAGCUCACCCAUGGUCAGAGAUCCUGUGGUGGUCAGAGGAAACACUGCAAAA